CGCCGGGGGCUGACAGCGAAGUGAGGAGUUACGGUAGCCUCUCGUGGGGCACAGACGUAAGAGAGGUACUCGUGGAGAAAACGCUGGUUUCAGGACGCUCCUUUUGAUGACCUGUCUCGCUGGAAGCGGAGGGGUCCCGCCGCCUCACGUGUAGAGGACCAGAGAAGUAUUUAGGCAUUUGAAUAAACAGAAGAAUCAAGAUAAUCAGCUAUGUCUGUCACUGAGGAAGACCUGUGUCACCAGAUGAAAGUAGUUGUUCGUGUGCGUCCUGAAAACACGAAGGAAAAGGCAGCUGGAUUCCAUAAAGUGGUCCAUGUUGUAGAUAAGCAUAUUCUAGUGUUUGAUCCCAAACAAGAAGAAAUCAGUUUUUUCCGUGGAAAGAAAACUGCAAAUCGAGAUAUUAGAAAGAGACAAAAUAAGGAUCUUAAAUUUGUAUUUGAUGCUGUUUUUGAUGAAACUUCAACUCAACUGGAAGUUUUUGAACACACUACUAAGCCAAUUCUUCGUAGUUUUCUGAAUGGAUAUAAUUGCACAGUGCUUGCAUAUGGUGCCACUGGAGCUGGGAAGACACACACGAUGCUAGGAUCAGCUGGUGAGCCUGGAGUAAUGUACCUAACUAUGGUAGACCUUUACAAAUCCAUGGAUGAGAUUAAAGAAGAGAAAAUAUGUAGUACCGCCGUUUCUUAUCUGGAGGUGUACAAUGAACAGAUACGUGACCUCUUAGUAAAUUCAGGGCCACUUGCUGUCCGGGAAGAUGCCCAAAAAGGGGUGGUGGUUCAGGGGUUGACUUUACAUCAGCCCAAGUCCUCAGAGGAAAUAUUACAAUUAUUGGAUAAUGGAAACAAAAACAGGACACAGCAUCCCACUGAUAUGAAUGCUACAUCUUCUCGUUCUCAUGCUGUUUUCCAGAUUUAUUUGCGACAACAAGACAAAACAGCAAGUAUCAAUCAAAAUGUCCGAAUUGCGAAGAUGUCACUCAUUGACCUGGCAGGGUCUGAAAGAGCCAGUACUACGAGUGCUAAAGGAGCCCGUUUUAUAGAAGGCACCAAUAUUAAUCGAUCACUUUUAGCUCUUGGGAAUGUCAUCAAUGCCUUAGCAGAUACAAAGAGAAAGAAUCAGCAUAUUCCUUACAGAAAUAGUAAGCUCACUCGCUUGUUAAAGGAUUCUCUUGGAGGCAACUGUCAAACUAUAAUGAUAGCUGCUGUUAGUCCUUCCUCUAUGAGCUACGAUGACACAUAUAACACUCUCAAGUAUGCUAACCGUGCAAAGGACAUUAAAUCUUCAUUGAAGAGCAAUGUUCUUCACCUCGACAAUCAUAUAACUCAGUAUGUCAAGAUCUGUAAUGAGCAGAAGGAAGAGAUUUUAAUGUUAAAGGAAAAACUAAAAGCCUAUGAAGAACAGAAAGCCUUUGCUGAUGAAAAUAACAAAGCAAAGUUAAUGAUUUCAGACCCUCAGGAAAAAGAAAUUGAAAGAUUUCAAGAAAUUCUGAACUGCUUGUUCCAGAAUCGAGAGGAAAUUAGGCAAGAAUAUCUGAAGUUGGAAAUGUUACUUAAAGAAAAUGAACUUAAAUCAUUUUAUCAACAGCAGUGCCAUAAGCAAAUAGAAAUGAUGUGUUCUGAAGACAAAGUAGAAAAGGCUACUUGCAAACGAGAUCAUAGACUUGCAAUGUUGAAAACUCGUCACUGCUACCUGCAGAAGAAAAGGGAGGAGGAAUUGAAGCAAUUUGAUGAGAAUACGAAUUGGCUCCAUCGUGUCGAAACCGAAAUGGGACUCUUAGGUCAAAAUGGUCAUAUUCCAAAGGAACUCAAUAAAGAUCUUCAUUGUCAUCAUUUGCACCUCCAGAACAAAGAUUUGAAAGCACAAAUUAAACAUAUCAUGGAUCUAGCUUGUCUUCAAGAACAGCAGCACAGGCAAACUGAGGCAGUAUUGAAUGCUUUACUUCCAACCCUAAGAAAACAGUAUUGUGCAUUAAAAGAAGCUGGCCUGUCAAAUGCUGAUUUUGAGUCUGACUUCAAAGAAAUUGAACAUUUAGUAGAGAGGAAAAAAGUGGUUGUUUGGGCUGAUCAAACAAUUGAACAUACCAAGCAAAACGAUCUACCUCAAGUUUCUGUUCUUAUGACCUUUCCACAACUUGCUCCAGUUCAGUCUGUUUCCUGUUGCACAUCGUCAAGUGAAUCUAAUCUACUUAACGUUCCUUCACAAAAAAGAACUCGAAGAAAACUAAUGCCUUCUCCCUUGAAAGCAGAACUUACCCAAAAGUCUUCACUGUCUGAAAGUGUGCAGCUCAAUGACUCGUUCAGCAAAGAACUUCAACCUAUUGUGUAUACGCCAGAAGGCUGUAGAAAAACUUUUAAAAAUCAAUCUACAGGGACCUUAUUAAAACCAUCGUCUCAUACUACAAGUUUUCAGGCCAUCAGCUCAAAUACAAACAGUGAUAAUUCUCUGAAAAUGUCGUGUGAAGUAGAUAUCCCUCUCAGCAGAAGCAAAGAAAACGAACAGGAGGACUUGGACUCUACAUUUACUGUCUGUGAAGACACCAGGAAAUUGAAAAGUGAAUUACCUGAACAACAACCACUAUCAAGCAGUAACAUUUUACAAAGGCUUGCCCUUUCCUCAUUGUCAACUAAACAUCCUCUGCCUCUACAAAACAUAGUACCAUCCUACAUGGCAAUGACUGCUGCUGCCAAAAGGAAACGGAAACUAACAAGUUCUGCAUCAAAUACUUUAACUACUGAAGAAACUUCUGGAUUUGCCAAACGUGUUCGAAAAGAUAACUCAAGUGACAAGAACUUACAAGAAAAUGGACAAACAAUGGAAUAUAAAAGAAACAUCUACAAAGGAAAGCCAGAAACAGUGAGAAAUUUUGGAAGAAGUAUUUCAAAAGGAAAUCUAAGAUAAGUCACUUCAAAAUCAAGAGAAAUUAAAUGGACAACUGUGCUUUUAAAAGGGUUUGUUGCCCAUGCCCUUUCAAAACGUAUUUAAAAUCUUUGAAAGAAGACCAUCUUAAAGCUAGAUUUACCAAAAUAGCUUCAACAAGCAGAAAAUGAAAUUCUUUCACAUUUGUUUUUUUGUAUUCUAAGCAAAUGUAAAAUUUUAACAGAAAAGGUUAUGUUUUACGUUUCUCAAACACUUGCUGCCUUUUAAAAUCCCUAAGUCAGCAUGGUGGCCGCUCAGUUUUACUAUUCUGCAACAAGUUUAUUAGGACAUUUUAGAAAAUAAUAGUGAGUUAAAUUAUUCUUACUAUUUUUUGAAAAUAAGAAGGAUUUAGAAGUGAUAAAAUUAUGGCCCAGGCUGUGUUUAGUCUUACAUUAUUUUAAUCAUAUAUGUGACUUUUCUUUGCAAAAAUACUUUGAUGUACAAAUGUACAUAAAGUUGUAAAUAUUAUUUAAAGUCUCCAUGAAUAAAAUACUAAUAUUGUUUCAUGCUACUACAGUAUAUUAAAGACAUAGAUUUUA
Molecule: messenger RNA, 3455 nt
Organism: Rhinolophus ferrumequinum (greater horseshoe bat)
Lineage: Eukaryota; Metazoa; Chordata; Mammalia; Chiroptera; Rhinolophidae
Gene: KIF18A
Product: kinesin family member 18A
Exons: 17
Coding region: 211-2898 (895 amino acids)
Biological process (GO): microtubule-based movement
Molecular function (GO): microtubule motor activity; microtubule binding; ATP binding
Source: RefSeq, a predicted model, not a curated record